Ruditapes philippinarum (Manila clam) is the source of this 1621-nucleotide messenger RNA. RefSeq names its product prominin-1-like. Gene Ontology annotation, cellular component: membrane. The record is from RefSeq and is a predicted model, not a curated record. NCBI's taxonomy places the organism in Eukaryota, Metazoa, Mollusca, Bivalvia, Venerida, Veneridae.
UGAUAUUCGAUGUUACACUGUUUAUAACUACGUGUAUUUGUAUGAAAGAACAUUUUUGUAUUUCUUUAUUACAGAGACGAUAACUAACAUGGGAUCUCAAGAUAUGCUACAGCUUGCUCAGAAGCUUCUGAAUGAAUUCAAAGGUUACGUCGCUGCAAUUGUUGUCGGACUGUUAUUUAUAAUAACAGUGCCACUUGUUGGCGCGUGCUUCUGCUGUUGUCGUCUGUGCGGAUUUUGUGGCGGGAAAAGAGUUCAGGAAGCAACCGAUGGGAUUCACUGUAAACGUCGAGUGUUUGCUUGUCUGCUCUUUGUUACAACAGUCUUUAUAUUGGUUGGCAAUAUUUGUACGUAUGUUAAUAAUGACAGGAUGACAACGGCGCUGGAGAAAGUCGCCGGUAUAGUAGACAAUAACCUGAAUGACAUUGACACGUUCUUAAACGUCACUGUAGAGCAAGCAAAGGUCAUAGGGGUAAAAAAUCUUGGAACAACAAGAGCAGCGAUCGAGAAUAAACUGGAUAAUACAGCGAUGGAGAAAGAAAUCAGUAGUUUUGCAGUGAACUAUUUAUCAAACGGAGCACUGGACAAGAUGGAACUUAAUAUACAGUCAGCUGUGAAGGCAUUUGAUGCUGUAUCAGAUAAGACAACACAAGCAAGUAAUGCUUACACGACAAUGAUGACAAGUUGUUCCGCUGCAGGCACCUGCACAGUAAUUCAGUCGGCCAUUCCGACCGAUCCGCUAGCUACACGAGGAUUAACUACCGCUCAGAAAAAUGAUUUCAACAGUUUUAAGAACAAUGAUGCAGUAAAACAGGUUAAAGACGAAAUUGGGAAUAAUAUAAGAUCCAAACUUCCUAAUUUAUCAGGAAUGAAAGCAAAUGUAGGCACCGCAUUUGAUAAAAUGCAAACCAAAGUAAAAAAAUAUGUUACUGACAUCGAAAGUUUUAAAACAGAAGCCAAAGACGGUAUAGAUAUUCAGUCUUACAAAGAUCAAGCUAGGGAUUUCACAGACACUGCACAAUCAUUCGAUAAAUACAGGCACAUUGGCGGCAAUGUCCUCGGAGGAAUUAUAACACUUAUUGUACUCCUGCAAUUCUUCGGCAUGGUUUUUGGCUCGGUCGGUCAAGGUCUGAGGACUCUACCAGUAGAUAGGGGCUGUGUCUCAAACUCUGGUGGUAACAUGUUAAUAGCGUCUGUCGCUUUUAUCUUCUUGUUCUCUUGGCUCCUCAUGUUACUGACGACGCUCACUUUUGCGGUCGGUUCUAUCCUUGAGAGGUUUGUUUGUCAGCCGUUAUCACCGCCAGAUUUUGAACUCCUUAAAGUUGCUGACAAACAGUUCGACACUAGGAAAAUGUUUGGAUCUUCAUUGGCACAAGUGCUGAAGGAUUGUCGGGAUGGAAAGGCGGCAUAUGAAGCAUUCCACUUAGACGCUAAAGGCUUCAGUUUAUCUGACCUGGAUACAACUCUAGCGGCACAGCUAACGAGCAUUGAUACAGAAAUGGACAAUGCUUUAAGUGGUUUGAGCGGAAGUAGUGGUAUAACUGCUGGAGCAGCCGUGAAUAGAGCCACCCAAAGUCUAACGCAGCUACAGACAGUACUCAGUGCCUUGGAUUAUACUGUCAUU